Lotus japonicus is the source of this 1584-nucleotide messenger RNA. RefSeq names its product eukaryotic initiation factor 4A-10-like. Gene Ontology annotation, molecular function: RNA binding; ATP binding; RNA helicase activity. The transcript has 5 exons. The record is from RefSeq and is a predicted model, not a curated record. The coding region runs from base 162 to 1403 and encodes 413 amino acids. Lineage: Eukaryota; Viridiplantae; Streptophyta; Magnoliopsida; Fabales; Fabaceae.
CUGUCUGUUUCCUAUUACCCUUUCGAAUAUAAAGCACUCCCUCUUCAUUCGCUUCGCUUCCUCAACUCCACGGCGCAGAUCCGAGGAGUUUUCUCUUCGCUAUUCCCUGCUUCCUUCUCCGAUUCCCUAUUCCGCUACCAACCUUCAACGCUCCCUCAGUGAUGGCAGGUGUUGCUCCCGAAGGAUCUCAAUUUGAUGCUCGCCAGUAUGACGCUAAGAUGAGUGAUUUGCUUUCUUCUGAUGGGCAAGAUUUCUUCACCUCAUAUGAUGAAGUCUAUGAUAGCUUUGACGCAAUGGGAUUGCAAGAAAAUCUUCUGAGAGGCAUUUAUGCUUAUGGUUUUGAGAGGCCUUCUGCAAUCCAGCAAAGGGGAAUUGUUCCUUUCUGCAAAGGUCUGGAUGUGAUUCAGCAGGCUCAGUCUGGAACUGGGAAGACUGCAACAUUCUGUUCUGGAAUUUUGCAGCAGCUUGAUUAUGGAUUGGUUCAGUGCCAGGCUUUGGUUUUGGCACCAACAAGGGAGCUGGCACAACAGAUUGAGAAGGUCAUGCGAGCACUUGGUGAUUACCUUGGUGUUAAGGUUCAUGCUUGUGUUGGUGGGACAAGUGUUCGUGAGGAUCAGCGCAUUCUCCAAGCUGGUGUCCACACAGUUGUUGGCACUCCAGGGCGUGUGUUUGACAUGCUGCGGAGGCAGUCUCUUCGCCCUGAUAGCAUAAAGAUGUUUGUUUUGGAUGAGGCUGAUGAAAUGCUUUCACGUGGUUUCAAGGAUCAGAUCUAUGACAUCUUCCAGCUGCUGCCAGGCAAAAUUCAGGUUGGAGUGUUCUCUGCUACGAUGCCACCUGAAGCACUUGAGAUUACCAGGAAGUUCAUGAACAAGCCAGUGAGAAUCCUGGUAAAGCGUGACGAACUGACCCUGGAGGGUAUCAAGCAGUUCUAUGUCAAUGUUGAGAAGGAGGAGUGGAAGCUGGAGACACUAUGCGACCUCUAUGAGACCUUAGCUAUCACCCAGAGUGUCAUCUUUGUGAACACCAGGCGCAAGGUGGACUGGCUCACUGACAAGAUGCGGAGCAAUGAUCACACCGUCUCAGCCACCCACGGUGACAUGGACCAGAACACCAGGGACAUCAUCAUGCGUGAAUUCCGGUCCGGCUCCUCUCGAGUUCUCAUCACCACUGACCUCCUGGCCCGUGGUAUUGACGUGCAGCAAGUGUCUCUAGUCAUAAACUAUGACCUCCCAACUCAGCCUGAAAACUAUCUCCAUCGUAUUGGUAGGAGUGGGCGUUUCGGAAGAAAAGGUGUUGCUAUAAACUUUGUGACAUUGGAUGAUUCCAGGAUGCUGUCUGAUAUUCAGAAGUUCUACAAUGUGACUGUGGAGGAGCUGCCAUCCAAUGUUGCUGAUCUGCUCUGAUGAGUUAAAUUUUUGCUCUCUGUUAAGUCAUCGGGGAUUUUUCUGCUGGACAAGUGCUAUUUUAAGUUAUUCAGGUCUUCUUUUUAAUAUAUUUUACUCAUGAGAUUAAAGACAUCCAUCUGAUGCUAUUUGUAGUGGAUUCUUUAAAAUUUGUUUGAUUAGUUAUCAGGAUUCUGUUUAA